UUUCCCGACCCAUUCCAUCAGAAUCUACAAACAUGCAAUCACUCAAAUAUAUCUUCUGCCUCUCCCUCCUCUCCCCACUGGCAACCGCCCAAUCCUCCAGCCAGGCUAACUGCACCGUCUUCAACUGGGACCACAAUGAAGCCUACCUGAAAACCUACCCUCCCCAGCGUGUCUCCGCCGCGGAGACCUGCUCCAGCGGCACAAACCUGACAUGCGCCCUCACGGCCGCCGGCGACGCAAGCUACACCGCCCGCACCAACCUCACCAGCCUCUCCGUCACGACGUUCGCAACAGUUGUCAACGAGACGGUAGGAAAUGCGACACUGACCGAGGAGUUCAGUGACUCGACCGUGGGUGCGAUCGACGGCACGCGCCUGCUCCGCCCAGGCCAGUCGGCCUAUCUGAACUUCACGGCCUACCAGUACUGCUACACGGGCACGGUGGAGGGCUGCACGUCCGGGGUGAACAAUCAGACGGCGGUGGAGGCGUGCGCGCCGCUGUACCAUACCAGUGCGGAUGAUUCGGUGGUGAUGGAUGGGUUUCUCACAGUUGUCAAUGUGAGUCAAGGGCAGGUCGGGCAGUUCAAGGAUCCGUAUGAGAAUCAGCAGCGCGGGGAGGGGGGAGUCGUCAGUGUGGGAAGGGCUGGGUGGGGGGUUGUGAUGGUUGGGAUUUUGGGUGUUUUGGUGGUUUAAUGUGAAGUAGGAUAUGCUUUCUUCAUCUUGUAUCGCUUUAAUGAUGGUUGGUCUGGUUCAAGAUCAGAUGUGAAAUGCCAUUGUCUUGCUUGUUUUUCGGGAUUGCAGCUUGGCCAACCCGCCGUCAAGCCACAGUGAGGCACUCUCGACAUAUC
Molecule: messenger RNA, 847 nt
Organism: Aspergillus aculeatus ATCC 16872
Lineage: Eukaryota; Fungi; Ascomycota; Eurotiomycetes; Eurotiales; Aspergillaceae
Exons: 1
Coding region: 33-692 (219 amino acids)
Source: RefSeq, a predicted model, not a curated record